Messenger RNA from Otolemur garnettii (small-eared galago), 4743 nucleotides. RefSeq names its product zinc finger and AT-hook domain containing (gene ZFAT). NCBI's taxonomy places the organism in Eukaryota, Metazoa, Chordata, Mammalia, Primates, Galagidae. The transcript is spliced from 16 exons. Gene Ontology annotation, biological process: regulation of DNA-templated transcription. The record is from RefSeq and is a predicted model, not a curated record. Gene Ontology annotation, molecular function: RNA polymerase II cis-regulatory region sequence-specific DNA binding; DNA-binding transcription factor activity, RNA polymerase II-specific. The coding region runs from base 646 to 4338 and encodes 1230 amino acids.
CUUUGGAGUCAGGUACUGUUGUGCUCCAAGCGGAGUGUGGCCUGAGCCAGGUGGGCAGAGUAGGGCCUGGCCUCAGGAUGCUGGUGGGAGCUGCAGGCUGUGGGGAUGGCAAGGCGGUAGUGUCCCACAGUGGGCAGUGAGGUGUGAGAGGACCAGCUCAGCUGUGGACCUAGAGCCCAGGAGCAGGCAGAGCUUGGGGUGUCCUGGCAUUUCUGGAGGGUAUUUUAUCUCAGCCCCAUGGCUCCUUGUAGAGCCGUAGCUGGCUUCCUUCUGAGUGUCGAGUGUUCUCCUUGUGUCUCUGCCAGGGGGCCUGUUCUUCAGGAGCUUCCCCGAGGGGUGCUAGUGUUAGUAUUUUUACUACCAGCCUGCUUCCCAGUUCACCCAAAUGUUUGUGCCAAACUUUGUGCUCUUAGCCCGGGCUGCAAAGACCAAAAUGACAUGUUUUUUUCUCUUGAGGAUUUCACGGAGUCCCAGCAGUGGAAAACUGUUUCUUUAUAAAAAAGGAAUAGGUGCUAUGACAGAAGCAAGCUCUGGGUAUUGGAGGCUUCAGAGCGUGUGCACCUUGCUCAGCCCUAGGAAUUCUGGUGGACUUCCUGGAGGAAGAGACACCUGAGCCGGUUCUCGCAGGAAAACACGCCCAUCUUCAUGUGCAAAUGUUGUAACCUUUUCUCACCAAGCCAGUCGGAGCUGCUCUCCCACGUUUCCGAGAAGCACACAGAAGAAGGGGUUAAUGUUGAUGAGAUCAUUAUUCCCCUUCGGCCUCUGAGCACUCCUGAACCCCCCACCCGAAGCAAAGCUGGAGAUGAGUUUUUGGUCAUGAAGAGGAAGAGAGGCAGGCCUAAGGGGUCCACGAAGAAGGCCAGUGCCGAAGAGGAGCUGGCAGAAAACAUCGUGAGUCCCCCGGAGGACUGCCCGUUGGCUGCUGAGGAGGGGAGCAGCCUGGCUCCAGGCAGCUUGGAGUGUAGCAAGUGCUGUCGGAAGUUCUCCAACACCCGCCAGCUGCGGAAGCACAUCUGCAUCAUCGUGCUGAACUUGGGCGAGGAGGAGGGAGAGGCAGGUAAUGAGUCAGACCUUGAACUAGAAAAGAAGUAUAGGGAAGAUGAUCGAGAAAAGACCCCCAAAAGACCACGGAUGCAGAAAACAGAGAAGAUCCAGAAGAUCUUCCCAGGAAAGGAGGCUGGGCAGCCUUCUGGGGCAAAGAAACCCAUCAUAAGUGUGGUUUUAACUGCACAUGAAGCGAUUCCAGGUGCUACCAAGAUCGUUCCAGUGGAGGCUGCGCCCCCCGAGACAGGAGCUGCAAAUCCUGAGACCACCGCGGCAGACCUGGUGCCUCGGAGGGGGUACCAGGAGUACGCUAUUCAGCAGACGCCGUACGAGCAGCCGAUGAAAUCCAGCAGGCUAGGUCCCACUCAGCUCAAAAUCUUCACUUGUGAGUACUGCAACAAGGUCUUCAAGUUCAAGCACUCGCUGCAGGCCCACCUGAGGAUCCACACCAACGAGAAGCCAUACAAGUGCCCCCAGUGCAGCUACGCCAGUGCCAUCAAGGCCAACCUCAAUGUGCACCUGCGCAAGCACACGGGUGAGAAGUUCGCCUGUGACUGCUGCUCCUUCACCUGCCUGAGCAAGGGCCACCUCAAGGUGCACGUGGAGCGGGUGCACAAGAAGAUCAAGCAGCACUGCCGCUUCUGUAAGAAGAAGUACUCGGACGUCAAGAACCUCAUCAAGCACAUCCGUGAUGCACAUGACCUACAGGACAAGAAGGUCAAGGAGGCCUUGGAUGAGCUCUGCCUGAUGACCAGGGAGGGUAAGCGUCAGCUGCUCUACGACUGCCAUAUCUGUGAGCGCAAGUUCAAGAAUGAGCUGGACCGAGACCGCCACAUGCUGGUCCACGGUGACAAGUGGCCCUUCGCCUGCGAGCUCUGCGGCCACGGGGCCACCAAGUAUCAGGCGCUGGAGCUGCAUGUCAGGAAGCACCCCUUCGUGUAUGUCUGUGCCCUGUGCCUUAAGAAGUUUGUGAGCUCCAUCCGUCUGCGCUCCCACAUCAAAGAGGUGCACGGGGCUGCCCAGGAGACCUUGGUCUUCACCAGCUCCAUCAACCAGAGCUUCUGCCUCCUGGAGCCUGGUGGGGACAUCCAGCAGGAAGCCUUGGGGGACCAGCUGCAGCGGGCAGAAGAGGAGUUUGUGUUCCAGAGGGUGAAUGUGCUCAAGGAGGAGGCCCGUCCUGGGGAUGCUUGGCCUGAGGAGGAACAGAAGAAGCUAGAGGCCCCUGUGGAAAUACCUACCUCAGCUGUGCACCUGGCCUCCCCCCAGGCCAAAAGUGCAGCCCCGCCACCCAGAGAACUGGAAACCACCAUGAUCUCAUCAGAGCUGCCUUCUGAGGCAGCAGUUUCAGAUGAGUUUUUAUUGAAAAAUGGUAGCUCUUCUGCUGAGGGCAACACUGCUCCCAAGAAGCCCUCAGGCAGCCAGCAUAGAGGCUCUGAUCAGACUCAGGGUGAAGUAAUCACGGUACUACUUUCCAAGGACCAAAGUGCUGGGCCGAACCAGGGGACCCAGGGUGCUGAGAGCCCCCCAGGGGAAGGGCAAAGAAUGGCCACCCUUCCAGAGAGUGACCCAAAUCUUAGCAGGUGUCUCAGGUCCAACACAGCUGAAGCCUCAGACCUCCUUCCUCCAGUAGCCGGUGGUGGGGACAUUGUCACACACCGGCCUGACUCUUGUAAACCUGCCCCUGAGCACCGGCCUAGCAUGACUGCAUUCAUGAAGGUCCUAGACAGUUUACAGAAGAAGCAAAUGAACACCGGUUUGUGUGAAAGGAUCCGGAAGGUCUAUGGGGACCUGGAGUGUGAAUAUUGUGGCAAACUUUUUUGGUACCAAGUGCACUUUGAUAUGCAUGUCCGCACCCACACCCGGGAACAUCUGUAUUAUUGCUCCCAGUGUCAUUACUCUUCCAUCACCAAAAACUGCCUUAAACGCCAUGUAAUUCAGAAACACAGUAACAUCUUGCUGAAGUGUCCCACUGACGGCUGUGACUACUCGACUCCAGAUAAAUAUAAGCUGCAGGCACAUCUUAAAGUUCACACAGCGCUGGACAAAAGGAGUUAUUCUUGUCCUGUGUGUGAAAAGUCUUUUUCAGAAGAUCGAUUGAUAAAGUCACAUAUCAAGACCAACCAUCCUGAGGUCUCCAUGAGCACCAUUUCUGAGGUUCUAGGGAGGAGGGUUCAGCUGAAAGGGCUCAUUGGAAAGAGAGCCAUGAAGUGCCCGUACUGUGAUUUCUAUUUCAUGAAGAAUGGCUCAGACCUUCAGCGGCAUAUCUGGGCUCAUGAAGGUGUGAAACCCUUCAAGUGUACUUUGUGCGAAUAUGCCACUCGUAGCAAAAGUAACCUCAAGGCUCACAUGAAUCGUCACAGCACUGAGAAAACCCACCUAUGUGACAUGUGUGGCAAGAAAUUCAAAUCAAAAGGGACACUGAAAAGUCACAAGCUCCUUCACACAGCCGAUGGGAAGCAGUUUAAGUGCACAGUGUGUGACUACACAGCAGCCCAGAAGCCACAGCUGCUGCGGCACAUGGAGCAGCACGUCUCUUUCAAGCCUUUCCGCUGUGCCCACUGCCCUUACUCCUGCAACAUCUCCGGCUCUCUGAAGCGUCACUACAACAGGAAGCACCCGGACGAGGAGUACGCCAACGCCGGCACUGGGGAGCUGGCCACAGAAGUGCUCAUCCAGCAAGGGGGUUUGAAGUGUCCUGUCUGCAGCUUUGUAUAUGGCACCAAAUGGGAGUUCAACAGGCACUUGAAGAACAAACAUGGCUUGAAGGUGGUGGAAAUUGACGGAGACCCCAAGUGGGAGACAGCAGUGGAAGCUCCAGAGGAGCCCUCUACCCAGUAUCUCCACAUCGCAGAGGCAGAAGACGUUCAGGGGACACAGGCAGCGGUGGCCGCACUCCAGGACCUGAGAUACACCUCUGAAAGUGGCGACCGGCUUGACCCCACAGCUGUGAAUAUCCUGCAGCAGAUCAUCGAGCUGGGCACCGAGACCCAUGAUGCCACUGCCCUUGCCUCGGUGGUGGCCAUGGCUCCAGGGACGGUGACUCUGGUCAAGCAGGUCACUGAGGAGGAGCCCAGCUCUAACCACACGGUCAUGAUCCAGGAGACCCUCCAGCAAGCCUCCGUGGAGCUGGCCGAGCAGCAUCACCUCGUGGUGUCCUCUGACGACGUGGAGGGCAUCGAGACAGUGACUGUGUACACGCAGGGAGGGGAGGCCUCAGAGUUUAUCGUGUACGUACAGGAGGCUGUGCCACCUGUGGAGGAGCAGGCAGUGGAGCAGCCGGCCCCGGAGCUCUAGAGGACAUGCAUUGCCAGAGGGUCACCGCACAUGGCUGCCGGCCUCUGCAGCACCCAGGACGGGAGCCACCCAGCCCUCCUAGCCCAUAGAAUGGCACUCUCUUCUCCUUCCUUGUCUGGCAGCCCAAUGGGACCCUCCUCACCCUACUUUGGGUAGGCGGGGCAGUCGGCCUCACCAGCAGCACCCUGUCCCUGGUACAGAGACACGCUCCCAGCCUGUGCCGUCUGCUUCCAGAAGGACUUCUACACCAGCGUCCCACACUUGCCCUACACUGUUUCCCCUGAGACUCCCAGUGACCACAGCAUCUUCCCAAGUCACCCCAGCCUCCCAGGUGCUGAAUCUCCAUCUGGGACCGCUGUGCGGUCUGAUGAGAAGAGACAGCCAUCACUUAGAAAGUGACCUUAC